UGCCAGUAGCGGAGCUCCUCCAACUUCUCCGCAGCAGCAGUAGCCCACAUCCACCCGGAGCAGCGGGGCGUGGACUCAGACCCUCCAUUCCCUGCUCUUAAAUCUGAGGAGACGGCAGACUUUUCGGUAGGAGGAAGGAAAGGAGACGGAGAGAGAGAGAAAGGAAAAAAAAUUGGAGAAACCGAGAAGGAAUCGAUCAUCAGCUGGAUUUAUGUUCCUGAUCUUUAAAAGGGAGUGAAGUGAAGCCGCCUACUGUACCAAACACCCAUGGAUGACAUCUUCACGCAGUGUCGAGAAGGCAACUCUGUGGCGGUUCGUCUGUGGCUGGACAAUACAGAGAAUGACCUCAAUCUGGGUGAUGAUCAUGGCUUCAGCCCGCUCCACUGGGCAUGCAGGGAAGGGAGGAGCGGCGUGGUCGACAUGCUCAUCAUGAGAGGGGCUCGUAUUAAUGUGAUGAACCGUGGAGACGAUACGCCGUUGCACCUCGCCGCCAGUCACGGACACAGAGACAUUGUGGCUAAGCUGAUCCAGUGCAAAGCAGACCCCAAUACAGUCAACGAGCAUGGAAACACCCCGCUCCACUACGCCUGCUUCUGGGGCCAGGAUGAAGUGGCAGAGGACUUGGUGACUAGUGGUGCCCAGGUGUGUAUAUGUAACAGAUACGGACAGACACCUCUGGAUAAGGCCAAGCCUCACCUAAGACAGCUGCUACAAGAAAAGGCAGAGAAGUUGGGUCAGAGUAUGACCAAAGUCCCAUACAAGGAAACUUUCUGGAAGGGCACCAUGAGGACACGACCUCGUAAUGGUACCCUCAACAAGCAGGCUGGUAUCGAUUAUAAGCAGCUUUCACUCCUGGCAAAGAUCAAUGAAAACCAGUCCGGAGAGUUAUGGCAGGGGCGGUGGCAAGGGGAUGAGAUUGUAGUGAAGGUGCUACAGGUGAGAGACUGGACCACCAGGAAGAGCAGAGACUUUAACGAGGAGCAUCCCAAACUAAGGAUCUUUUCACAUCCAAACAUUCUGCCUGUUCUUGGAGCCUGUCAGUCACCUCCAUCCCCUCAUCCCAUCAUCAUUACCCACUACAUGCCAUACGGAUCCCUCUACAACAUCCUCCACCAGGGCACAACUCUGGUGGUCGACCAAAGCCAAGCAGUAAAGUUUGCAUUGGACAUCGCCAGCGGCAUGGCUUUCCUCCACACCUUAGAGCCAAUGGUCUCACGGCUUUACCUCAACAGUAAGCACAUCAUGAUUGAUGAGGACAUGACAGCCAGAAUAAGUAUGGCAGAUGCUAAGUUCUCCUUCCAGUGCCCUGGUCGUAUGUACUCUCCAGCAUGGAUGGCCCCUGAAGCCUUGCAGAAGAGGCCUGAGGACAUCAACAGAAGAUCCGCGGACAUGUGGAGCUUUGCAGUGUUACUGUGGGAGCUGGUUACCAGAGAAGUCCCAUUUGCUGACCUCUCACACAUGGAGAUUGGUAUGAAGGUGGCUCUCGAAGGGCUUCGGCCAACCAUUCCACCGGGGAUUUCGCCUCACAUCUGUAAACUGAUGAGGCUCUGUAUGAACGAAGACCCAGCCAAGAGGCCCAAGUUUGACAUGAUCGUCCCUAUCUUGGAGAAGAUGCAAGACAAGUGAAUGCCACAGCAGCAAUUUCUGUUCUAUAUGUGUUUUUUUUUUUUUUUUUCAUCGAACCACUGCUUAUCUUCACUUUAGUCAUGUAUCUGCUAAGCCACUGUAAAUAAUGCCAGAAACCACUUUAGCCACACACAGUUCAAACAUAAAGUAUUGUAUUGCUUUUCUUUGUGUAAGUUAAAUAUGAGGUUUAAAUGUUCUUUCCCUUUGUCGCUCUUUUAUUAUAACCAAAGCAUGAUCGCUGAACUAUCAGCAAAACUUUCUAAUCCAGUGUGGAUUAUAUUCAGUGAUCAGUCUGACAGAAACAGAUCCAAAGAAAUGUGUAUAGAAUCAGUGCUUUUUAUACACGUUAGCAAUUGCCAAUGCAAUAAAUAUUUUAUAUUUAUGACA
This is a messenger RNA of Acanthochromis polyacanthus (spiny chromis), 2013 nucleotides long. RefSeq names its product integrin-linked kinase (gene ilk). Gene Ontology annotation, biological process: integrin-mediated signaling pathway; substrate adhesion-dependent cell spreading; cell-matrix adhesion. Gene Ontology annotation, cellular component: stress fiber; focal adhesion. The transcript has 13 exons. The record is from RefSeq and is a predicted model, not a curated record. Gene Ontology annotation, molecular function: protein binding; ATP binding; protein kinase activity. Lineage: Eukaryota; Metazoa; Chordata; Actinopteri; Pomacentridae. Bases 268 to 1626 code for a protein of 452 amino acids.